Molecule: messenger RNA, 399 nt
Organism: Cricetulus griseus (Chinese hamster)
Lineage: Eukaryota; Metazoa; Chordata; Mammalia; Rodentia; Cricetidae
Source: RefSeq, a predicted model, not a curated record
AUGCACUACAUCGCCUCUUUCUUGCUUGACGCUCUUGUGGGCAACUCCUCUCCUAGCACCAAAGACAUUAAGAAGAUACUAGACAGCGUGGGCAUUGAGGUGGAUGAUGACCGGCUCAACAAGGUCAUCAGUGAGCUGAAUGAAAAAAACAUUGAGGAUGUCAUCACCCAGGGUGUUGGCAAGCUUGCUAGUGUGCCUGCUGCUGGUGGCUCUGUGACUGUUUCUGCUGCCCCUGGCUCUGCAGCUCCUACUGCUAGUUCUUCCCCCGCCGCAGCAAAGGAGAAGAAAGACUAGAAGAAGGAAGAGUCCAAAGAGUCAGAUGAUGACAUGGGAUUUGGCUUGUUUGAUUAAAUUCCUGUUCCCCUGCAAAUAAAGCCUUUUUAUGUAUCUUGGAAAAAA